UCGAGUGUUUAUUCACGGGGGGAGUUGGCACAGUUUUUACACUUUAGCUGAACGUCACCACUGUUCUGUUCUGGCUGGGACUGAACAUAGAAGAGCGUGGGAUCUGUUAAUUUUAUCUUACCGGUGUUGAUUAUGGCUGUGAACACAAGUACAUCCUUGGUGUUGUCCAGUCUGCUGUCAGUGCUGGUGUUUGCAGGAAUGCAGAUGUUCAGUCGGCAGCUGGGCUCAUCAGAGUGGUUGACCAUCCUGGGGGGCUUCCUGGGCUCUGUGCUCUUCAUUUGCUCUCUCACUGCUUUCAAUAACCUGGAAAACCUCAUCUUCGGCAAAGGCUUCCAAGCCAAAAUCUUUCCAGAGAUUCUCUUGUGCCUGUGCCUCUCUCUGUUUGCCUCUGGUUUGGUGCAUCGCGUGUGCGUGACGACAUGCCUGAUCUUCUCUAUCUUUGCACUGUACUACAUCAACAAAGUGUCAGCAGCCCUGUACCAAGCAGCUCCCAUUCAACCUCUUGCCAAACCCACAAGCAAGGGCAAAAGGAAAUACUGAAGCACUUAUGGCUUUCCGUUAUAGUCUCCAAGUCACCCAUUAAACCACCAGAAAGUUGUAUGAUCAUGAUACAAUAUCCAGUGUUUUUGCCAACAGUUUUUUUUUCAUUCCAUACACAUUGUAAAGAUAACUGAAAAAUCUUUGGUCUUACGAGCAAUAUAUGAGUGAUUUAUUUUGUUUCUGCUCAUGAAUUAUUUUUGUUAAAGGGUUUGUUAUUAAAAUAUGAUAAAAGAAAAUCUUGUCUGAUUUCAGGCAAUUGUUGCUGCUGCUGUUUCCUUUGCUAGCACUGUCAGAUUUAGCUUAUAUUAGUUUAUUGAAAAGGAAAGCAAACAGAAAGGGGGGGGGGGGGGGAGGGGUGUUAUAUUUAAAUUUAUCUGUAACACUGCCUAAGGGGUCACUACUUCCUAAGACUUCUGCAGCAGUCCUGGUACUGACCCUGCACAUAACGUCAGUGUCUACUUUCAACUGUACUUAACCUACAGUAGUAGUCCUUAAAGUUUAAACAGCCGGAUCAAUUUAGCAUAGAAUUCUAAGUAUGGGUCUUCACCACAGUAGUAGCUACUCACCCACAUGUUUUAAAUAGACAAUUGCAAUUAAAACCAGAUAGUUGUUAAACUGCUGUGCUAAACUGGCUUUAGAAACACAAGCACUCCUCCAUGAAAAUUUUGGUUGAGCUGGACAAAACUCUAGGCAGUUCACCUUUACGAUUUUUAGAGCAGUUAAUUUGCACAAAUGUACUACUUUCUUAAAAGGAUCAAUGCUGUAGUAGUGUUAUUGGAAUUAAAAACGUAAUGUUUUA
This is a messenger RNA of Myxocyprinus asiaticus (Chinese sucker), 1339 nucleotides long. Its product is annotated as keratinocyte-associated protein 2-like. The transcript has 5 exons. The record is from RefSeq and is a predicted model, not a curated record. Bases 133 to 540 code for a protein of 135 amino acids. Lineage: Eukaryota; Metazoa; Chordata; Actinopteri; Cypriniformes; Catostomidae.